Messenger RNA from Daucus carota subsp. sativus, 1070 nucleotides. RefSeq names its product exosome complex component RRP41-like. Gene Ontology annotation, biological process: poly(A)-dependent snoRNA 3'-end processing; U4 snRNA 3'-end processing; nuclear mRNA surveillance. The transcript has 7 exons. Bases 132 to 902 code for a protein of 256 amino acids. The record is from RefSeq and is a predicted model, not a curated record. NCBI's taxonomy places the organism in Eukaryota, Viridiplantae, Streptophyta, Magnoliopsida, Apiales, Apiaceae. Gene Ontology annotation, cellular component: nucleolus; cytoplasmic exosome (RNase complex); nuclear exosome (RNase complex).
AGCCCAAACUAAGGUGUGUUGCCAAGUGAUAUACAGCUUCGACACACUGACAUAGUAUAAAACCUGCACACUCGAACACAAGACCAGAGCUACACACAGAUAGAUACACAUACAUACUAAUCGGAGACGCCAUGGCCGGAAAAGAUAAUGCAACUCCGACGACCUAUUCACCGUCGCCCAAAAUUCAGAAACAGAAGAGAGCUCCUGUUUUCUCUGACGUUGAUUGGGUCCGCCCUGACGGCCGUGCCUUCCAUCAGUGCCGCCCUGCUUUUUUAAGGACUGGUGCAGUGAAUUCAGCAUCAGGAUCUGCUUAUGCAGAGUUUGGAAAUACCAAAGUCAUUGUAUCUGUGUUUGGACCUAGGGAAAGUAAGAAAGCUAUGAAGUAUAGUGACACAGGGCGGCUAAAUUGUAAUGUCAGUUAUACAACUUUUGCUACCCCUACACGCGGGCAGGGGUCAGAUGGUAAAGAGAUUUCAGCCAAGCUACAUAAAGCUCUGGAGGGUGCCAUAAUUUUGGAUACUUUCCCAAAGACGACUGUUGAUGUUUUUGCAUUGGUCUUGGAAUCUGGUGGCAGUGAUCUUCCUGUUGUGAUAUCAUGUGCUAGUCUUGCCUUAGCAGAUGCCGGGAUUAUGUUGUAUGACUUGAUUAGUGCAGUUUCUGUGUCUUGCCUUGGGAAGAGCCUUGUAAUUGAUCCUGUUUUGGAGGAAGAAAGCUAUCAGGAAGCAGGCCUAAUGAUCACUUGCAUGGCAUCCCGUAGUGAGAUCACUCAGCUUGCCAUCUCAGGGGAAUGGUCAACCCCGAAAGUUCAUGAGGCUAUGGAACUCUGCCUUAAUGCUUGCUCUAAGCUUGGAGAGAUAAUGAGAGCAUGCCUGAAAGAAUCUUCUUCUGCUUCAAAGGAGUAGGGUGAAAGUGAUUUUCUUUUUCCAGACUUUUGGUACAGAUCAUAGAGUUUUACGUUAGAAUUUUCUUUUUGGUUCGUAUAAAAUAUAUGGAUUGUCCUAGAGUUUGGAUUUGCGAGUUCAGUUAAAUGUUAUUAUAUGUAUUCUGUUUUGCAGGCUUUUUUCUGUUUA